UGUAACUUACAAGAGAAACUGAAUUUAAAGUUAACUCAGUAUUAUUUUUCUUCUUCAGAUGUGAUGCUGAAUUCUGAAGGCUGAUAUUUACAUUUUUAAAGAAAAAAGUAAAAAGAAAGAAGGAAAGAAAGAAAGAAAGAAAGAAAGAAAGAAAGAAAGAAAGAAAGAAAGAAAGAAAGAAAGAAAGAAAGGUGUACAAAAUAUAAAGCAUUGAAAAAAUAGAAUUUUUUAAUGUCAGUAAUACUUAGGCUAGGUGCAGAUUAUCAAAAAUUACUACUUAUUUAUAGUUACCCAUGUUUUCUUUCCUUGAUAAUUAUACUGGUUUAAAUAGUUUUAGGCAUUGCACAAGUUCAGGUGUGAAAACCGAGGCAUUGAUGCCCUGCAGUUCCUUCAUGGACCACAUGUUGGAAACCUAAGACAUUAAAAAUAUAUAUAAAAAUUUAUUUGAUAUAUAUAUAUUUUUUAUUUUGACACUAUAAAACAUAGGUUAGGAUUUGCUCCAAAAGUCUAGAGAACUGAGAGUCAUUCAGGUCGUUCACCUGUGGCCCCUGAUGUGAUGAGCUCCUCUUGGUGGCACUAUUGUCCUGACUCUAUCAGGUAUUAGUGUCCAGGUAAUGAACCGUCUCAGCUUUCAGACUGUAAGAAAAGCUGGUGCCCAUCUCUACAGCUACGAGACCAGUAGUUAACAAGGAUCACACCAGUGGAUCAGGCUACCUAAACGACUGCAGCUUGUCAUAUUUCGCCCUACCGAGGUCUACGUUCACACAUGCGAUGCAGUCACUUGCCCAAGAAAUUAAAUCUUUCUCCAAAACCAAUCUGCGGAAGCAAUGCACUCGGGUGACGACUCUGAGCGGGAGGCGGAUUAUUGAAACAUGGAAAGGGUCCACCAUCCAUGUGGUCGAGGACACUGUCCAACCUGAGACACCAUGUGGAUACAUUCAGGAUAAUACAUGGGAUCUCCAAGUGGGAUAUAUUAGACCUUAUUUAUUACUGGGUUCACAGGAUGCCGCCCAUGACUUUGGAACUUUAAAAAAGUACAAGGUAACUCACAUACUGAAUGUGGCAUACGGUGUGGAAAACGCUUUCCCAGAUCUCUUCAUCUAUAAAACCCUGAGCAUACUGGAUCUGCCCGACACUGACAUCAUAUCCCACCUGCAUGAGUGUGCACAGUUCAUAGACCAGGCCAAGGCUGAGAAAAGUGUAGUGCUGGUCCACUGUAACUCUGGUGUGUCUCGGGCAGUCUCUGUGGUCAUUGGAUACCUGAUGUGGAGAGAAGGCCAGUCAUUCGAUGAUGCGUUUUCCCAGGUGAAGUCAUCGAGGCCAGCGUCAUGUCCAAACCCGGGUUUCAUCGACCAGCUGAAGAACUUCAAACCCCAAACUGGUGUACAAGCAAAUGGUCUGACUGGCCAUUCAUAAAUCCUCUUACAUUGUGUGUGUGUGUGAGUGUGUGUGUUAAUAGUAAAGGCACCAGGGCUUCUGAUGAGGUUUCUGAAAUGGCCAUAGCCAUGAUAAUUGUGAUCUUCUUUCUUAUAUGAGCUUGAGUUGGAACAAGCAUUUAGACUGGCAAGGACAAGUUGUGGAGGAUACAUAUACAUACAAAUAUAUAUGAGAAUCAGUCACGGGAACACAGCAGAGCUUAUUAACCUAUUAGUGUUAUUAUUUUACUUCUUAACCCAAUUAUUGACUCUAAUCGAAUAAUUGGUUCUAAAUUAUUUUUAGAGUUACAGUAAAACCCUUAAUGUACAUUUAAUAUACAUUACAGUGCAUUUCCCUUCACUUUUCAAAGUAUUUAAGGAUUAAAAAUCAAAACCUUUGGGGAAAAUCAGCUUAAAAGUGCUUUCUGAGAUUUCUGACACUAUAUUUUUUCUCGAAGCUCUCAGGAAGGCAAGACACGGCUAAUGCUCUGGACUUAAUCAUCAGGAAAUAUACAGAAUAAUGAAAAAUAUAUUUUUAUUUUUUUAAAGCCGUCUGUGCCGACUUGGACCAUAAUCAUAUCUGCUAAUUUGUUGUUUAAUUUAAAUUCAGUAAAAAAAAUAAAAUGUUAAAUGUUAGUGUUAAUGAUAAAGUUGUAGGUUGUGUGUAUGUUGU
This is a messenger RNA of Tachysurus fulvidraco (yellow catfish), 2088 nucleotides long. It is a transcript of the gene dusp19a, whose product is annotated as dual specificity phosphatase 19a. The coding region runs from base 772 to 1416 and encodes 214 amino acids. Gene Ontology annotation, biological process: protein dephosphorylation; regulation of MAP kinase activity. The record is from RefSeq and is a predicted model, not a curated record. Gene Ontology annotation, molecular function: JUN kinase phosphatase activity. NCBI's taxonomy places the organism in Eukaryota, Metazoa, Chordata, Actinopteri, Siluriformes, Bagridae. Gene Ontology annotation, cellular component: cytoplasm. The transcript is spliced from 4 exons.